Molecule: messenger RNA, 1568 nt
Organism: Oppia nitens
Lineage: Eukaryota; Metazoa; Arthropoda; Arachnida; Sarcoptiformes; Oppiidae
Exons: 1
Coding region: 111-1568 (485 amino acids)
Source: RefSeq, a predicted model, not a curated record
CGCAAUGUUAACCAUUAUAUUAUACCGGAUAUGAAAAUUGCGGUCAAUAUUACCGAUUGAUUGAUUGAUAUCCGCGGCCAUCAAUUGUGCGGCGGUUGACGACCAUUCAGAUGCAGUCGUCGUCCUCUUCGUCAUCAAUAUCUUCGCCACUGUUACCGCAGCCGCAGUCGCCGCCGAUUGUCCGAUCGCUGACCGAUGCCAUGAGUGCACUGUCUUUGCGGCACAAAAUUGUUUUAACAAUAUUGGUCUCACUGUCCGUCUAUACGAUCGUUACAUCGCAGACCAUAUCGGCGCUGAUCGGCUACAGGCAUACACUGUUGGCCGCACUGAGACAAUCAUCGUCGGACAAUGGCGGUGGUGGCCAACUGUGGCCCAAUCGUGGCCGACGUACUGUUGACAGUAGUGGCCAAUUGCUGUACUAUCAUUUGGCCAACGCUACUGUCGACCAUAUGAUGUACUACUAUGACAUCGAUGGCGAUAGUGGCGGUAAUGGUGGCCAUAAUCGUGUUGUGUGCCAUAAACUGGGAACCGAUUGGAACCGUACGCUUGGAAACACCCGCAACAACAGUUGCCAAUGUAUGGACCACUACUAUACUGGCCUGGAUUGUGGUCUACCGCUUGCAAUCGCCGACCGACUGCCAGCGGAGGACAGCAGUCGUCUGCAAAAGCGAUUGCGUCGGGUGUCGAAAGCCAGACGUGUUAUACUAUCGUUAAUCUUAUAUACAAUGGUUGGCAACAACAACAUCGACAGCGACAACAAUACCAAUAAUUCAAGAACUCGACAACAAUUGGUUAAUCAGAUGAACCAAACCAUUUACAAACUAAUGGAUUUAACUGAUCUAUUGGUGAUAACAGAGAUCCAAUUGACUAGUAGUAGUAGUAGUAGUAGUAGUGGUGAUCGCAAUAGAAAAUGUUUGAAAAUCAAUAACACAAUCGACAACAACAACAACUGUGGUAACAACAGUGAUGUCAACAACGAUCUACUGAUGCAAAUGGUGACCAACAAACUGAACAAAUACUCUGAUAUUGUAAUCUAUAACCGAUUGAACAUUACAUCGAAACAAUGGUCAGCAAUCGGUCCUCAGGGACUAUAUCUCUAUACAAUGUCGAAAGUAUGGCAAACAUGUUUGCAUCGGGUAACCGAUUACCGACCGGACGAUCUAUUAGUAUUCAUGUCCGCUAAUGCAUUCCCCCAGAGAUCUGUACUAAUGUUUUUCAAACACUAUACGGGUUAUCCCGAACCUAUUAAACUACUACUUACUGGCCAUUAUCCACUGCAACAGUACAAACACAACAACAUUGGCGACAAGUUGGCCAAACGAUUGACCGAACCCGCGAUUGUCAACCAUUGUAAACUGGUCAACACUAUCGUAACAUUUGAAUAUCUGACACUAUUAUGCAGAUACGACUUUCAAUUAUUUAAGACAAAUCAGUGUCUAAAUAGUAGUAAUAAGAAAUUUUUGCAUAAAUUCAAUCAAACCUAUUGGCCAGUUAGGUAUUGGUCAUUGAGUGCCAAUAGUAAUAAUAAUAAUAAUAGUAAUUCAAGCAAUUUCUUAACCAUUUUGUGA